GAGGCCGACGCGACCAGCGUUCGUCGCCGCUGCCGCCGCCGCUGCCCGUGCGCUGAGAGGAGUCGUCGCGGCCAUCCCUGCCGCCCUCGCCGGCCAUCAUGUCCGCCCAGGCGCAGAUGCGGGCCCUGCUGGACCAGCUCAUGGGCACGGCCCGGGACGGUUCAGUGUAUCUUUGCCUGCCUACAUCAAUCUGCAAGGGAGUUGCAGAAAAGCCUCAUGUUCAUCGAGCCGAGACGAAACCAGACAGAGGGUCAAGUUUACAGAUGACCGUGUCUGCAAGAGUCACCUUCUGGACUGCUGCCCCCAUGAUAUCCUGGCUGGGACGCGCAUGGAUUUAGGAGAAUGUACCAAAAUCCACGACUUGGCCCUCCGAGCAGACUAUGAGAUUGCAAGUAAAGAAAGGGACCUGUUUUUUGAAUUAGAUGCAAUGGAUCACUUGGAGUCCUUUAUUGCCGAGUGUGAUCGGAGAACUGAGCUUGCCAAGAAGCGACUGGCAGAGACGCAGGAGGAGAUCAGUGCAGAAGUUUCUGCGAAGGCAGAAAAAGUACAUGAGUUGAAUGAAGAAAUCGGAAAACUUCUUGCUAAAGCUGAGCAGCUGGGAGCUGAAGGAAAUGUUGAUGAAUCCCAGAAAAUUCUUAUGGAAGUGGAAAAAGUCCGUGCAAAGAAAAAAGAAGCUGAGGAAGAAUACAGAAAUUCCAUGCCCGCUUCCAGUUUUCAACAGCAGAAGCUGCGCGUCUGCGAGGUCUGUUCAGCCUACCUUGGUCUCCACGACAAUGACCGUCGCCUUGCAGACCACUUCGGGGGCAAGUUACACUUGGGGUUCAUUCAGAUUCGAGAGAAGCUUGAUCAAUUGAGGAAAACUGUGGCUGAAAAGCAGGAGAAGAGGAAUCAGGAUCGACUGAGGAGGAGAGAGGAGAGGGAGCGGGAGGAGCGGCUGAGCAGGAGGUCUGGUUCAAGAACCAGAGAUCGCAGGAGGUCGCGCUCCCGGGACCGGCGUCGGAGGAGGUCAAGAUCUACGUCCAGGGAGAGACGGAAGUCGUCCCGGUCCCGGUCCCGAGACAGACACCGGCGCCACCGCAGCCGUUCCCGGAGCCACAGCCGGGGCCACCGCCGGGCUUCCAGGGACCUGAGUGCGAAAUACAAGUUCUCCAGAGAGCGGGCGUCAAGGGAGGAGUCUUGGGAGCAUGGGCGCAGUGAGCGAGGGGCCGCUGACUGGAGGCUGGAGAGCUCCAACGGGAAGACAGCUUCGCGGAGAUCGGAGGAGAAGGAGGCUGGCGAGAUCUAAGCCUACAUCUGGGCCUGUAAAUAGUCUGUUAAACGUUUGACACAGCCUAAAGUACCCCUUUAUAUUUGCUGAAUACACCUCAUCUUUUGUAGUUUACAAUUUCUAUUGUUUUGGAGCUAGCUGUGAGUUUCUAGAGAUGUACAGAGUUGCUCCUGUGUUCUGGGGUUAUGUUGAGUAGGAAUAAAUAAAUCUGACAGACGGCCUCCUUACUGCUGCGGUGGGGUCUCUGCUGUCCCUCCUGUGCUCUAGAGACUUCACCAUGGCCUUCCAUGGUUGAUGACACGCUGGAUGUCCUCCGUGAGCUUUAUUCACCCUCAGAAAUGGUGACCUCCUGUUAGACAUCGCUUUGAGUGUUGGCAUCUGACAUGCCUUGCCGCCCUGACCAAGCAGAGCGAGGUGUGCAGAGUUGUCUGUCUGCUGGGCUGGAUGUGUCCUUUCUGAGGGUCUGAGCUGCCCCGCCCCGCCCCGCCCCGCCCCGCCCCUCAGUGCAGACCACAGCAGGCUCUGUGGGGGAGGAGGGAGGUGCCCCAUCCUGCAUCCACUUCUCUGGAAGGACUGCCGGUCUAGUGUGCUGUUAGCAUAGCCUCAGCCUGCCUGGCUCCAGUGAACCACACUGCAGUUCCCCCUUCAGGAGUUACCUAAGGACAAAGAAAGGCCUUUGGACAGCAUCCACCUGGCAGCCACAGGGUCCUCAGAGGCAGGGGUUACUGAUUCGGGAUCAGGUUGUAGUUCGCCUCACACUCAGGAGAGGCUAGUGGUGUUCUCAUGCUCUCAGCUGUUCUGUCACACGAACUAAGAGACCAAAAUCAGCCCAUCAGCCCUUUGGGUUGGUUUAUUCUGGGAGGGAGCUUCUGACGGCCAAGUUGUGAAAACUGUCAUCCUCACCCCCUUAGUGCAGAGGUUGGGCCAAUAGGCACAUGGUCACUGGGUCUGGAUCUUGUGCCACCAGCACCGUGAAGUGACUGGUAGCCGUGCUGUGGACUCUGGUAUCGCAGUCUGUCCCCUUCUAGGAAGAUGUGUGGAUAGGUGGGUACUCCUGCAGCAUAGGUUUUCCCUGGCCCCCUGUCUCCACAGGGAGGAAGGGCAGUGUCAGUAGGGUGUCCGUGCCCUGCACUUGCCUGGGGUCCAGGCUGAGCCAGGAAGAAGGGGCCUUGCUGGAACAUCCAGUGGGAGGCUGCCAGAGAGCAAGGGGUAAACGUCGGCUUGGUAGGUGGUGUAGACACCAAGCUGGCUGGGUGGUGGAGGUGCGUCUUGGGUUUGGGAAGUAGAGGCAGAUUGGUGCAAAGCCACGAAUGGGUUAAGGGUAGUCCUAGGAGGGGAGGGGCGGAGGGAAUGAGGGCUGGGGUCCUGGGUGCCUGACUCGGCUCUGCAGUCCCGUGUGGGGAAUGCAGAGAAUGGUCUGAAGCAGGCAGGGACACCCUAGCUCAGACAGCGUGAGGGUGUGCUGCUAGGAGGCAGAGUGUCAGAAGGACCUCCUGCCUACACCCCCCAUCUCCUGGAGGGUUAGGCUUUAGAAAACAAAAGAAAAACAAAACUGGAGAACUGUAGUAAAAUACACACAAUUUACCAUUUCAACCUUUUUUGUUGGUUUGUUUAUUUACUUUUGAGAGAGAGUACGAGAGGGGUGAGGGCAGAGAGAGGGAGACACAAUCCGAAGCAGGCUUCAGGCUCCAAGCUGUCAGCACAGAGCCUGAUGCAGAGUUCGAACUCAGGAACCACCAGAUGAUGACCUGAGCCGAAGUCAGAUGCUUAACUGACUAAGCCACCCAGGUGCCCCAUUUCAACCAUUUUGAAGUGUGCAUUUGAGUGGUAUUGAGUGUGUCACCAUCCGUGGAGGGGUGGGUUUGAAAGGGCAUCCCUGGACUUAGUGAGAUCUCAGCCAUGAGCAUGAGGCUGAGGUCAAGGCUGCAGUUGCUCUCUUCACGUGUGGGCGCUCACCAGUCUGUAGCGGAGCAGGGAGUCUGGAGCUCUUAUGCUUGACUCUCCAACCUCGUUAUUGGAGGUGCCCACUGCCUCUGGUGCACCCCAGGCCCCUGAGCCUCGUGGCUUUCAAGGGUUCACCAAGCUCCCGUGUGCAGGAGUGCAGCGGACACACCGUCCUGUGUUCCAGGUGGGUGGAGAGGAGGAGGUGAUAUUGAUGGAGGCCACGCACGACACUCCCAGAGCUCCACAGCUCAUCCCAGGUGGGUUUCAACAGAGGUGAGCUCCUGGUCGGGGGGAUGUGGAGGGUGCCUAGAGAAAGUCACCCAUAAAUCAUGAAGUGGCUGGGACCAGAGUUCACCACCCCACCUUGAGUCCUUGCUAAGAAUACAAAAAUGUGGGAAAUGUUUAUGGAGAAGCAGGGAUGCAGGUCAGGGGGUAGUUGCAGUCCCUGAGGAGAUUUGGGUGGGCCAGGCCAGCAGGUGCAGGGCCUCCAGGACCCCAAGGUCAUAGUGGAAUCCAUGUUCCUUGGGACCACCCCAGGGCUGUGUGGUGCCCUCAGCCCCUCCCAGUUGCUGUUCCUUGAGGAUUUCCCCGCUACACACAGACCUGUCGAUUGGCAGAGGACAGAGUGACCAGUACCUAGUGUGGGUUGUGGCACCUUCUUACUGCGUAGAGGUCUGGGGCUACCUUCCAAACUCAAAAUGGGGGUCUCUAGCCAGGUCGAGGGCUGCCAUCUGAUGAGGGGAGGGUUGGAGAGAAUCUGUUGGCCUUGUUCCCUGCAUGGGAGCCCAUAGGAUCCAUAGCAGGGCCCAGCCCUGGGGAGCACCCACCCUAGGGUUCACUGGCCGGUCCUGGGCUCUCACUGCAUUCUGUGGCUAUGUGGAGAUCCUCCCUUAGGGUAAUGAGGUGCACUUGGCUGGGCCUGGGAGCUAGGAGAGCUCCCUGGGCAAGGUGGUACCCAUCUGUGAUUGGAGUAAGGGGGAGAGGGGCUGUGCACCAGAGUGCCUUGGAAGGGACCCUUAACCUAGAAAUGGGAUGGUGGCCACAGUGAGGGCUGGGAUCCGCAUAUGGUUACGCUCUGGUAAGAUUGGGACAGUUGAGUGGUUCUUAGACUUUUAACAGGUACCUUAAAACAGGUUGCUACCCUGCCUCCCCGCUUCGAUUUUCUGGGGAGGGGCCCCAGAAAGAAUGUAUUUUCAUUAUUUUGUAGGUCGAUUUUUUUUUUUCGUUAACAUAAAAUUCAACAUUUUGACCACUUGAAAGUGGUUUAUAAUCUAUUCCCAAUGUUAUGCUAUCUAGCACUAUGUAGUUGCAGAACAUUUUCAUCACCCCAAAAGGAAACCUAGUUACCAGUAGGCAGUCACUCUCUCGGACCCAGCCCUAGACCAUUGCUCAUCUACUUGCUGUGUCUGUCGAUUUACGUAUUGUGAACGUUUUCUGUACGUGAAAGCACGGUAAGUGACCUGUGACUAGCUUCUUUGACUGAGCAUAGUGUUUUGCAAGAUGGAUCCGCACCGUACCAUAAACGUAACCCUCGAGAGCUGGAGUGGGGGCAGCAGGGUGUUGGGGGCCAGGAGUGGCACCAGCUUCAAACCCUGAAUGACCUCUCUGGGAUGUGAAGUGAGAUGCUGACUCAAAGAAGGGCCCCCAGCUCUUGGCAUCAGGGCACACGCCAAAGGUAAUACUUGGACCUUAGGAAAGGGGGGUUGAGGAGUCACGUCCUCAGUUGAUGACACCAUUAAAUCCUCUGUCCGCUGCACAGUCCGUAUGCCAGCACCCCAGACAAGCCCUCCCCUACUUUCCGCACAUGCCCUGGGCAUCCUCUGGCACAUGAGGCUAUGUGGUGCCACGUCGCCCUGCAUGUUAUAUCACUGCUGACAAAGCUGAUGGCUACUUAAUGGAUGGGCACAAGGUCUGGCGGGUGGCCGUGGUCCCUGACCCAGCCCAUGCAGGAGGACUGACCAUCCUCACAGGAGUGCCAGUGCUCCCUGCAUAACACAGAUCCACAAGGAAGGCUGAGGGGAGACCCUGGGGGUCACCGGAUUUCCUGGGCACCUGAAGCUCUCUAGCGCUUUCUGGCCCUUUGUUCCUGCCCUUCACUCUUUUCCCUCCUUGGGGCUAAUACAGCUGAGCCUGUGGGCUGGGGCUACCCUCCCAAGGCAGUUGUGCAGGGGUCACUGCCAGGGGAGGAGCAGUGGUGAGAGCUCGUGAAGAAGACUGCCCCCACCACUGGACCCAGACACCUUCUUUUUGUCUUUAUGGAGAUAUAAUUGAUAAAUGGUGUUCUGUUAAUUUUAACAACACACAUAUAUGUUGCAAAAUGGUCACCACGGGAAGUCUGCUUAACAUCUGUCUUCACAAAUUGUUUUCUGGUGGUGAGGACCGCUAAGCUGUACUCUGAGCAGCUUUCAAAUAUACACUAUGGUGUUAUUGUAUAUGUAAUAAUGUAACUAUGUAAUAAGGUACAGUAUUGUAUAUAUAAUGCUGUAUAUGUAACUAAUAUGUAAUACGGUGCCAUGUUACUAUAUAUAUAAUUUGGUAUAUAUAAUUAGGUAAUAAUAUAGUGUGUUAUUUGCAUAAUACUGUAUGUAAUUAUGUAGUAUAAUACAGUGCAGUAUUAUAUAUAAUACUGUAUAUGUAAUGUAAUGAUAUGUAAUACAAUGAAGUGUUCUGUAUAAAAUGCCAUAUGUAAUUACUAUAUAUGGAAUACUGUGUAUAUAUAUAAUUAGGUAACAUAUAAUACAGUGCAGUAUUAUAUAUGUAAUACUAUGCAUGUAAUUAUGGAACAAUACAGGAUAGCAUUAUACAUAAUAUUGUAUAUGUAAUUACAUAACCUAUAAUACGGUGAAGUAUAUAUAUUUGUAAUAGAUGCAUGUAAAUAUAUGAUGCAAUUAUAUAUAAAUAUAACUAUAAUACUGUAUAUUAUGUAAUAUAUAAUACAGUAUGCUUACUGUAUGUGGAAUACUGUGUAUGUAAUUAUGUAAUAAUACACAAUGCAGUAUUACAUAUUCCUAGGCCUUUUUCUGAGGCUGCUGGAACCUUCUUUGGAGCUCUCUGAAGGUCCAGCGUGCCUGGGACUCCAGACGAGUCAGCUACUGGCUGGGCGCAGCCUCUCCCUACAGAAGAGGGCACGGAAGAGUUUAGAGAAUAAGAAGCAAGCUCUGCAUGUCCACCUGGGUCAGGAAGUGGAACGGUGUCUCAGCUCCUGGGAAACCCCCGUCUUUCCUUCGCGGCCCCUCUGUCUUCCCAGAGGUCACGGCCUCCCGACAUGUGGCAGUCUUUGACACAUUCGUUAUUUCAUUGGUUUCUGAAGACCAGGAGUCAAGACACAGCUCAACCAAGUUCUCCCUCACAGGCUGCAAUCGAGGGGUCUCCUCUGGGGCUGUUCUGGAGAAGGGUCCACACUCACAUGGUUGCUGGCAGCAUUUAGCUACCUUCUGGGUGUCAACAAGAGGUCCACCCCAUGGGGCAGCCACAGCAUGGCAGCUUGCUGCUUCAAGCCAGCAAGAGAGACAGUCUCCAAGCAAGAGAGGCGUUAUUAAUCAUGGAAGCGACAUCCAGUCCCCUUUCAGAAUUUUGUGGGUUAAAAGCAAGCCGUAGCAUCCACUAGCAUUGCCACAGUUCAAAAAAGAAAAAAAGGGGAAAAGGAAGAAAGAAAAUAUAAUUGCUGGUGAAGAUGUGGAGGAACUGGAACCCUAAAUACUGCUGGUGGAACACAGAAUAGGUCAGCUACUGUGGAGAAGAGUCCGGCAAUGAGUUCCUCAACGAGUUAGAAUUAU
Molecule: messenger RNA, 6987 nt
Organism: Panthera uncia (snow leopard)
Lineage: Eukaryota; Metazoa; Chordata; Mammalia; Carnivora; Felidae
Gene: LUC7L
Product: LUC7 like
Exons: 11
Coding region: 329-1285 (318 amino acids)
Biological process (GO): mRNA splice site recognition
Cellular component (GO): U1 snRNP; U2-type prespliceosome
Molecular function (GO): mRNA binding
Source: RefSeq, a predicted model, not a curated record